This is a messenger RNA of Aspergillus heteromorphus CBS 117.55, 987 nucleotides long. RefSeq lists its product as uncharacterized. Bases 211 to 825 code for a protein of 204 amino acids. The transcript has a single exon. The record is from RefSeq and is a predicted model, not a curated record. Lineage: Eukaryota; Fungi; Ascomycota; Eurotiomycetes; Eurotiales; Aspergillaceae.
AGGGCUAUUUAUAUCGCUGGCUGUGCUCGUGAGGCACAAGCCUCCGAACCUUAAACGGGCGGCCCGAAACAUGCACCACUGCAACGGUUCGCUCGGUGCAUUUGCUUGGUAAAGCUCGCUGUCCUCGAUGUCGAGCUUCCCCGGCAUGGCUACCACUCGGUCAUCCCACAUGCCAAUGUCUCAGAAGCGGGGGAUCGGCAAGGGCAGGCCAUGGGCGUGUUAUCCACACUUGCCCCCCGUCCAGGAGUUCUCCGCCGGCAAGGGCAUCCCCCAAGUCAUCCGUCCAUCCAGGCUCUGUCCAGCCGCCUACCUCACUACUUGACAGAUCCCAUGGCCGCGGGGGCGAAGCCUGGGGGGUGGCCGUAUUGGCCCGGUGAUAAUUGGCCGUACCAGACAAUCCGCGGUGCGGAGAAGAUAACCGCCUCUUCCGGCUUUGAACCCCUUCCGACUCACUUGGCUUGUCCCCAUUGUCUUGCAUGCGCAUUGCUCUUCGGUGCAUGCGUUGUUUCUUCCUCGGGGACAGUGGUGUGGUCUCUCUGGUACCUGACAUGGACACACAUACUGCUCAUGCCCAAGAUGGUCGGUCCUAGUCGAGUCCAUUUGGUCUGCCACGGCCAUCCGGGUCGAACCACGGAUGUCUCGGUACCCGUGCAGCACCAACCGUCAACCAUGGUACGGGGGUCCGGAGACCAGCAGACAUCAUCGAAUGCCUGUAUUCGCCCUUCCCGUCUGUGGCAGCAGAGGAAUCAUCGCGCUGCGUCAACAUAUCUCACAGGGAAGGGAGUACACAACAUCACAAUCGCUGCUUACCAUGGAUCCCUCUGACCGACCAGAUCCGCCCAUGCUGUCCGCGCUCCGUCUGGUUGGCCAUCGUUCGGUGUAUCCGAGUUUGUUUAUAGAUAGCCUCCAGAGUGAGCGUAAACACGGGCGCCGUCCCAGCCAAUCUGCGUUGUUUUCGGGGAUGAGCGAGAUAUGGGCCGUUUGGCC